AUGCGUAGUAUUCGACUGUACGGCGGUCUCUCCCUUAACGAUUGUCUGUUGCAGGGACCGGACUGGGCCACUCCCUUGAUUGAUGUGUUCAACCGAUUCCGGCUAGGAGCAGUUGCAGUGGCAGCCGUCAUACAAGAAAUGUUGCUUCAAAUUAAGAUACCAGAGGAUCAGCGCGACGCCCUGCAAUUGUUAUGGUGGCCCGAUGGUGACUUUCAGAACCUGGCGGUAAUCUAUAGACUGACCGUUCAUCCAUUCGGAGCGGCUUCCUCGCCCUUCUGCACAAACUUCGUGAUUCGGCGGAGAGCUUCGCAAUACGGAGACAACUUACCGGCCUCAAUGUCAGCUAGCGUUGCGAAUAAUUUCUAA
Molecule: messenger RNA, 366 nt
Organism: Echinostoma caproni
Lineage: Eukaryota; Metazoa; Platyhelminthes; Trematoda; Plagiorchiida; Echinostomatidae
Source: the annotation of a GenBank genome assembly